CGUUUAAACGAAGCAGAGGGUAGACAUAAAAGGAAGGGAAACGUUCUAGACUUUAGGGUUCGCCGCGCCAUCGGAAUAUAUACGCCCCCUCGCCCUGUCAACUGCGCUUCGUCCUCGAUCCUCGUCUCGUUGCGUCCUCUCACAGCGAUCUGAUGGCGUUGCCGAAUCAGCAGACCGUCGAUUACCCGAGCUUUAAACUCGUUCUCGUGGGUGAUGGAGGAACUGGGAAAACUACCUUUGUGAAGAGGCACCUUACUGGUGAAUUUGAGAAGAAAUAUGAACCCACUAUUGGAGUUGAGGUUCAUCCAUUGGAUUUCUUCACAAACUGUGGGAAGAUACGGUUUUAUUGCUGGGAUACAGCUGGGCAAGAGAAGUUUGGUGGUCUUAGGGAUGGAUAUUACAUCCAUGGCCAGUGUGCCAUCCUCAUGUUUGAUGUCACUGCCAGGUUAACAUACAAAAAUGUUCCAACUUGGCAUCGUGAUCUGUGCAGGGUCUGUGAAAACAUUCCAAUUGUUCUCUGCGGAAACAAGGUUGAUGUGAAGAGCAGGCAGGUCAAGGCAAAGCAAGUUACGUUCCACAGAAAGAAGAACCUGCAAUACUAUGAGAUUUCUGCAAAGAGCAAUUACAACUUUGAGAAGCCCUUCCUUUAUCUUGCUCGGAAACUGGCAGGGGAUCCCAAUCUUCACUUUGUUGAAUCACCUGCUCUGGCACCUCCUGAAGUCCAUAUUGAUCUGAUUUCACAGCAACAGCACGAAGCAGAGUUGGCUCAAGCUGCUGCUCAACCCCUUCCAGAUGACGAUGAUGAUGUUUUUGACUAAACUGUCGUUCGUUCAAGUCUAAAUUCUGCAAGAUGUUGAAAAGUGUCACGUUUCAUUUUGCAUCUCUGCCUUGUGUCUUUGAACAACUUCAGUUGUUUGAUAUGUCUUCUAGAUGAGAUUAUGAUAUCUUUCCAGAAAUUAAUUUCGUUUGCCCAGUUUAUGUAUUUUGUCUGUGUAUCAAAUAUGUUUGUUUCUGUCUAA
Molecule: messenger RNA, 1019 nt
Organism: Zingiber officinale
Lineage: Eukaryota; Viridiplantae; Streptophyta; Magnoliopsida; Zingiberales; Zingiberaceae
Product: GTP-binding nuclear protein Ran1A-like
Exons: 8
Coding region: 153-818 (221 amino acids)
Biological process (GO): ribosomal subunit export from nucleus; protein import into nucleus
Cellular component (GO): cytoplasm; nucleus
Molecular function (GO): GTP binding; GTPase activity
Source: RefSeq, a predicted model, not a curated record